AAGUAAGCUUAGUCAAAUCAUCCUUCAAUGUCUUGUAAUGUCCUAGUAUUUCAUGUAUCCUUAAAAAAACUUCAUGCUAUGGAAGCAAAAUCUUUUGUCUGUCACUAAAUCGUGCAUUGAUAGAACCUCUAAUUAUUUAGAUUUUCAAAGCAAACGGACGCAUUGAUGCUGGUCUACGAAAACAUUUGGGAAAUUCUCACAAAUUGGUUGAAUAUUUAUAUCCAUCACAAAAGAAGCAACGACCAAAAGUUCAACCAAUAACACCAGAAAGAAAACGUGAUUUGGACGAAG
Molecule: messenger RNA, 291 nt
Organism: Didymodactylos carnosus
Lineage: Eukaryota; Metazoa; Rotifera; Eurotatoria; Philodinida; Philodinidae
Source: the annotation of a GenBank genome assembly